Hippocampus zosterae (dwarf seahorse) is the source of this 1437-nucleotide messenger RNA. RefSeq names its product basic leucine zipper ATF-like transcription factor 2 (gene batf2). The record is from RefSeq and is a predicted model, not a curated record. Gene Ontology annotation, cellular component: nucleus. Bases 353 to 1108 code for a protein of 251 amino acids. Gene Ontology annotation, molecular function: DNA-binding transcription factor activity, RNA polymerase II-specific; RNA polymerase II cis-regulatory region sequence-specific DNA binding. Lineage: Eukaryota; Metazoa; Chordata; Actinopteri; Syngnathiformes; Syngnathidae. The transcript has 3 exons. Gene Ontology annotation, biological process: regulation of transcription by RNA polymerase II.
GGUUGAAUUAAAUACAGAAUUUGUAAUUAGCCACGUUACGUAACACGAUUUUGACUUGUUCCAAGCGUCCCAGUCGUUCUUCUUUUGGGGGGGGGGGGGGGGGGGGCGGGGGGACUUUUGGCGUCCCCGUGUGGUAUAAAUCGGAGUAAAUUCACGACGGAAAGCCUUGAGGAAACAGAAGGGGCUGGGCUAGGCGGGAUGUGGGUCAAUUCUUGAGCUCUGCGGACUUUAAAAUAAACAGAAAGUGAAAGCAGAUGUCUGCCCAGCGUACCCAGCCCGCGAACCCCAAGUGGAUGCAGUCCAUGUUUGAAGAGCGACUGGGUAAAAACUGAAAGUCCUGAGGUCCAUCCUGAUGGUGCCUGCACCAGGACGUCAGUGCGCUCCACUGGAGGUGAGAUGUCCCCCCCUCUUCAUGGACACAAGAGACGAGGCUACAUCCGGUUCUGAGAGCGAGGCGGCGGGGGACCGGAGGGGCACGAAGAGGAGACGAAUGAAGAACCGAAAUGCCGCCCGGAAGAGCCGCAAAAAACAAACCGAGAGGGCGGACGAACUUCACAAGGAGUUCGUGAGUCUGGAGGCUUCUAACUUGGCCCUGGAAAAGGAGAUUGAAACGUUAAAAAAAGAGGUUCGUCAUUACACCGCAGCCCUGGAGCGCCACCGGCCUUUUUGUGUCCUCGGAGAUUCCGUGCAGGUGGAUGCCCUCAAGCCUUCCGCAUUUAACACCUCCAACCCGGAGAUUGGCGAAAACCCUCAUCCGUGGCCCUUGUCCAAUAUCAUCCCUUCCUGCCUUUUGUCACUCACUCCUCAUUCCUUGUUGGGUGGCAACAUCAACACAGAAUCCUGCCAUUUGCCCUCGCCCCCUUUCACCACACGCAAUGACGACCUCUCAAUCGCAUCCGGAAUUUUUCAAUACGAGAGCCCUUCAGUAUUUGAUCAGAGCGACUCAAGUCAGGAGACGACGCCAGUGACAUCCCUGCUUUCCAUUUCGCCGAACACCUCGGAUGGAUUUUUCCCUUCAAACACACCUUCGUUGGGGCCGUCGCUUUCGGAGUUCCUGGAGGAAAACGACUGGAUUCUGAGUGUGGACGGCAACCCCACCAUUCUUUAAGGGCACCCAAAAAAGUGACUCCAUUCGGUGCCCUUCUUUUGACUACACUUGAUGGAAAUGACAACUUGAUGACACAUGACCUUGUGGUCACUUUGCUUUCACUUGUGUUCAUUUACUUCCUGUUUUAUCUAGGGAGCAAGACACAUCCUGCAUUCAUUUGUGUAUUUAUUUAUUUAACCUUCGUGAGUAACAUUCAUUGUCAUCUGAUUCGUGUUUGGUGCUAUGUUUCAUUUUCAGUCAAUGGCAGUGCUUGUAUAAUACUUUACAAAACAGCUAACGUUUGUAGACGAACUAAUGACAAAUAAUAAAAAUGGCUUGUUUAGAAAGCA